AUGGCAUAGUAUAGGCAAUUGAAUGAGGGAGAGUUCCCUCCCAAUAAUAAUCCAUAAAUCAUUACAGGAUUUUAAAUACUUCGUUAAAGUGUCGAUUUGGGAUUAAGAUAAAAUCAAGAUGCUCGUAAAAGUUCUGUGAAAGCAGCAGCAUUAGUAUCUAGAUAGAGUUAAAUGUAUUAAUAAGCAAAAGUAAGGGUUAUUUUUAACUUAAGGAAAAAGGAAUUGUUUUGAAUGAAACAAUUGUGAAAUAUGAUGCUCCUUCAAAUAAUAAACAAGAUCUAUUAAAAAAAGCAUAAAAUAAAGGAGAAGAAUAUAGAAACAUGGAUGAACAUAAAGUUGAUGUGAUUGCAUUAUCAUAAAGGUAAGUGAAUUUUAAUUUAUAAUAAUUAGAUAUGAAACAUCUUUAACAGAUGGAUUAACUUAAGAAUAAGCUGUAGCAAAAAACUAAUAAUAUGGUGAUAAUAAAUUGACAGAAAAAAAAAAGAAACCAUGGUGGAUUAAGUUGAUACUUGAAAUGGUUUAACCAUUUUCUAUAUUAUUAUGGAUAGCAUCUAUUAUGUGUUUUGUAUUAUAUGGUGUUAAUCCAAAUGCAUUAGGUGCAAAAUCAAAUUUAUGGCUAGGUAAAUAUAUGUAAUUAUUAUUAAUAGCAAUCAUUCUAAUAGCUAUUAUUUUAUUAACUGGUUCAAUAACUUACAAUUAAUCUGCAAAAGCUGAUGCAUUAAUGGAAGGAUUUAAGAAUUUCCUUCCAUAAAAAUGUAUAGCUAUUAGAGGAGGAGAAAAAGUAGAAGUUCCAGCUGAGAAACUUGUUCCUGGAGAUAUAAUUGAAAUUAAAAUGGGAGAUAAAAUACCUGCUGAUGUUAGAAUUAUCUAAUCUAGAGAAAUGAAAGUUGACAAUUCUGCUUUAACAGGAGAAUGUGAUCCUUUACUUAGAGUAACUGAACUCACAAGUGAAAAUCCUUUAGAAACUAAAAAUCUAGCAUUUUUUGGUACUUUAUGUAAGGAAGGAUCAGGAAAAGGUUUAGUAAUUUAAAUUGGUGAUAAUACUGUGAUGGGUUAAAUAGCAGAUUUAGCUACUGGUGGAGAAACUCCAGAAACUCCUUUAAAUAUAGAAUUAAAAAGAUUUGUUAUAUUAAUCUCAUGUAUAGCAGUAGGAUUAGGAAUCUUAUUUUUGAUUUUGUCAUUAGUUGUUGAAGAUGCAUCUGUUGAUACAGCAGUAGGUUAAGCAAUAGGAAUUAUAGUUGCAAAUGUACCAGAAGGUUUAUUAGGUUGUAUUACAGUAUCUUUAGCUAUUACAGCAAAAAGAUUGGCUGAUAAAUAAGUAUUAGUCAAAAAUUUAGAAGCUGUAGAAACUCUUGGAUCAACUAGUUGUAUAUGCUCUGACAAAACAGGAACUUUGACAUAAAAUAAAAUGACAGUAGCAAAUGUUUGGUAUGAUGGAUUAAAAAGAGUUGCUUUGAAUAAACUUAAACAUGGAAGGAAUACUGAAUAUGAAUAUGAUUCUAAUGAUCCUACCUUUAGAGAUUUACAUGAUUGUGCAAUUAUAACUAGUGAAGCAAAGUUUAAUAUUUAAGCUAAAGAUAAAGCUACUAUUAAUUGGUUAGAUACACCAACUCUUGGAGAUGCAUCAGAAACAGCAUUAAUUAAAUUCUUUUAACCAAUUGAAGAUAUUGAAAGUACAAGAUAAAGAAGAUAACUUGUUGAAUUAUCAGAUAGAUCUUUAGCAAAAAUGCCAUUCAAUUCAACUAAUAAAUUCUCAUUAUGUAUUGUAAAUUGGGAGACUUAGAAUUCAUUUUACUGUGUAUAUAUAAAAGGAGCACCAGAAAAGUUAUGGACAUUUUCAAGUUACUUAUUAAUAGAAGGUAGAAAUCAACCAAUAGAUGAAUAGAUAACAUAGAAAUUCAAAUCAGUUAAUGUAUCAUUUGGUAAAGGAGGUGAAAGAGUUUUGGGAUUUGCAAAAUUACAUUUACCAAGAUCUGAAUUUCAAAAAGGAUAUAAAUUUAAUUUGAAUUCUAUUGACACAUUAAAAUUUAAAUUAGAAGGUUUUACUUUCUUAGGAUUAUUAUCAUUAAUGGAUCCACCAAAAGAGACAGUGCCUUAAGCAAUAAAAAAAUGUUAAUCAGCAGGUAUAAAGGUAAUUAUGGUAACAGGAGAUCAACCACCAACAGCAGGAGCAAUAGCUAAAUAAAUAGGAAUUAUCACAGGAAAGACAGUAGAUGAUUUAUUAGAGGAAAAUCCAAUGAUGUCUUAUGAUGAAGCCUUUAGAUUAGCACCUGCAAUUGUAAUUCAUGGAGACAUGAUUGUAUAAGCUAUGGAGGAGGAAAAUUAGAAUGGAGAAUUUGUGCCUGAAGAAAUGAAAGAUAGAAGACUUAAAAGUUGGUGUAGUAAACCUUAAGUUGUAUUUGCACGUACAUCUCCAGCAUAAAAACUUAUGAUAGUAAGAGCCUGUCAAUACAUAGGACAUGUAGUAGGAGUGACAGGAGAUGGUGUAAAUGAUUCUCCAGCAAUUAAACAAGGAGAUAUUGGUAUUUCAAUGGGUAUUAGUGGAUCUGAUGUCACUAAAGAUGCUGCUGAUAUGAUAUUAUUAAAUGAUGAUUUUGCAUCUAUUGUUGAUGGUGUUGAAGAAGGUAGAAAGAUAUUUGACAAUCUUAAAAAGACAAUAGUUUAUUUACUUACUUCAAAUAUCACAGAAGUCUUCCCAUAUGUUGGUGAAAUUGCUAUUGGAUUACCAUUACCUUUAAGCAAUGCCUUUAUUCUCACUAUUUGUAUUGGAACUGAUAUUUUACCUGCUAUUUCCUUUGCCUAUGAAGAAGCUGAAAUCGAUAUUAUGACUCGUAAACCUAGAAAGAAGGAUGAUCAUUUAGUAUCUCUAAGAUUAAUCACUCAUGCUUACUUAUUAUAAGGAAUUAUUGCCACUUCUGCUGGUUUCUUUAGUUAUUUUAGCACAAUGAAUGAAUAUGGAUUCCCUCCAUAAUUACUACUUAGUUUUAUGAAUACCCCAUACUAAAAAAUUCCAUGGCCAUCUAUUACUUUAGCUAAUGGGCAACCUUAUACUCCACCUCCUACUACUUGGGUAUGGGACCUACCAAAUAUGAAUAAGUAAAUAAUUCUAUUAAUUUUAGUCCAUUUUUAACUACUCAACCUUACAGUCCUGAUUGGUAAUAAGCUCCUAUUCUCAAAGUUACAGAUGGAUAUACUUCAGAGAUUGGUUUCUAAAAAACUCCACUUAAUUGGAUAAAUCCUGAAAUUAUUUACUAUGAUUUAAGAUAUAUCUUUGCAUAAUACGAUGCUUAAUAUAAUAGAUGGUUCCCAACCUUUAAAGAAUGGUAAAAUAAAAAUUCAGAUGAACUCUGUCGAUAUUUUGAUAGAUCUGAUUCCUUGCUUGAAGACAACUAAUAUCCCAUUAAUACUAAUGCUUGUUUCAAGACUGCUGCACUUAAAUAUGCUUAAACUUCAUAUUUUGUUGCUGUUGUACUUGUCCAAUGGUCUAAUGUCUUUUCUUGCAAAUGUAUAUCAUAAAGAAUUAUAUUUAGAACGUAAAAUGUCUUUGAUUUAUUCUCCAAUUAAUGUAGUUAUGUUUUAUGGUGUCCUCCUUGAAACUAUAAUUUUUAUUUUUAUUGUUUAUAUUCCAGGAGUCAAUUCAUGGUUUGGUGCUAGACCAGUUGAUAUUUUAAAUUUAGGGUAAAUUAUUGAUAUUAUUAUUAUUAGAAUGCCUGGUUUACCAUAUUCAAUGUGUCUAUUUUGCUGGGAAGAACUAAGAAAAUAUUUUAUCAGAAAUUUUGCAAAGCCAAAUAAAUAUGAGCCAAACUUUUUUGAAGCAAAUUCAUUAUGGUGA
Messenger RNA from Paramecium primaurelia, 3832 nucleotides. The record is from the annotation of a GenBank genome assembly. Lineage: Eukaryota; Ciliophora; Oligohymenophorea; Peniculida; Parameciidae.